CCUAUUCUAUGCCUGUUUUUGCCAAUGGGCGGAAUGAUUGCUUAUGACCUCGACGUUGCGUACCGAGUACUUCUAGUUUUUACAAAAAUGACUGCUUGUGACCAAAUCCUUCGCGUUCGGGCCAAUGCAAAUCACUUGGCUGCUCUGAUAACAAACCGGAACAUUCGGAACUAUUUGCUAGCCAACGAAGUGAUCGCUGAGUAG
Messenger RNA from Bipolaris zeicola 26-R-13, 204 nucleotides. RefSeq lists its product as uncharacterized. The record is from RefSeq and is a predicted model, not a curated record. The transcript has a single exon. Lineage: Eukaryota; Fungi; Ascomycota; Dothideomycetes; Pleosporales; Pleosporaceae. The annotation marks the transcript as partial.